Limulus polyphemus (Atlantic horseshoe crab) is the source of this 4317-nucleotide messenger RNA. RefSeq names its product ankyrin repeat and SOCS box protein 3-like. Lineage: Eukaryota; Metazoa; Arthropoda; Merostomata; Xiphosura; Limulidae. Gene Ontology annotation, molecular function: protein binding. Gene Ontology annotation, biological process: intracellular signal transduction. The record is from RefSeq and is a predicted model, not a curated record.
GUGCGUAGUUCUUGAAUACGGCAGUAGCACAAAGAAGGUAUAAUAAGUAACAAGUGAAGUUAGCGAUCUUUGUCUUGGGCUGAUGUUUUAAUAGUUUAAUAUAUUGCGUUUCUGAUCUAAUCAGGAGAAGAAAAGUCAAAAACCUUAAGCUAAAGAAACAGAAGAACGUUUAUGAGCGAUACUACCAAUCUCUUUUAAAAAUCUAUUUUUUUUAGCCUUUAAAAAAAGGGCACUUUACAUGGCUCUUUUUGUCUGCAAGCAAUACAACAAAUACGUAUUUGCCAUCUCCUUAGCCAACAAACUACAACGUAUGUAGCUCUGACUUCAAACAACAUUCAGCCAAACUCUUGAUUGAAAAAGAAAAGGAAUUAAAGCUGAAACGUGAAUAAUUCUUGGAAAGUUAGUGUAAUAACUGAUCAUUCGCCUAUUGAAAAACAGGAAAAAUCGACUUGACUGGCGCUCUAUUUGAGACGCAAUCAUGCCGUCAGUGCCUUGUCUACAGACUCUCCAACGAGAGCUGGCGGAUAGUAUCAUUCGCUGUGCACCGUUGGAUGAAAUACGGAUCCUGUUGGCCUGUGGUGCCAAGGUUAAUGAGCCAGUCACUCAGGGCCUGCGACCUAUUCAUUAUGCAGCUUACCAACAUUACACGGAAGCUUUGAAUUUGUUGCUGGUUCGAGGCAGCGAUGUGGAUGCGAUGGACGAAGUGGGUUAUACAGCUCUUCACUUGUGUUCUGAGCGAGGAUAUAAUGAUCUCGUUAAACUCCUCAUUAAACACCAAGCUCGAGUAAGCUAUACUCACCUUGGGCCUAACGACGAGGCACUUGAACCCCCACGUGCAACACUCGCCGAUGAACCAUUGCGACUCGCCAUUAAAAAUGGGCAUUUCGAGUGUGCAGAACAUCUUUUGGCUAAUGGUGCUGACCCAAAUGCUCGCUACUUUCUUGGGUCCGAAAUCAAUCUUAUUAGUCCCCUAAAUACCCCGUUUCUUGAGUUAUUACUGAAGUAUGGAGCUAAUCCUGAUGCACGCGACCGUGCAGGUCUGACCCCCUUGAUGAAAGCCGCGCGUCACCCUCAAGGUCUAGAUGCAGUCAAGUGUUUGAUUGACUACGGUGCUGAUGUAAAUGCAAUGACCUCCGAACGUCACGAUAAUCGCACCGUGCUUCAUUAUGCUGUCCUUAGUGGAAAUUUACAUAUCGUUUACUUGUUACUUGCCCAUGGCGCAAAUGUGCGAUUCCCACACAGUUACCGUAAUCCGACCCCUUUGGACUUUGCUAUCUUACGUGGCAAUGUGGAACUAGUCCAUCUAAUGAUCAACGCUGGAGCAGACAUCAACACUGGAUCUCCAAUCAUCGGUACACCUUUACACAUUGCCUUGUCUGAGAAGAUAGAUAACAAAGAAGAGAUCGUACAGAUUCUUCUGGACUGUGGAGCUAAUCCUAAUGCUAUCACUUUGGGUGAGCACGGACCUUUGGUUAAACCCCCGAUAGGAGAAUACAUUCAAGCUUAUGAACAACCAAAUAUUGAUUUAAUUCGGUUACUUCUCCGUUAUGGAGCUAAAGUUCUUUUGAAAACUCAGCAACAACACCCUUUGGGAAUCUUAAAAUCCGUUCACCGUAUUCAUCUUGGAUUAUCUCAACAUAUUAUGGAACUUAUCUUAGAUGCUGCUGAAGGAUAUAGUGUCAGUGCCAUAAAACGAUCUGUUUUGAUGAGUGACAGCCAUAAGGCUCUUCUUCUGGAAAACGCUUUGUCGCCCCUCUUACUUAAGCACAUUUCUCGGCUGGUGAUCCGUGGGAUUCUUGGAAUCGGUCCGCAUCUUCCUAAGAACAUAAAUAUGUUACCAUUGCCGAAAACCUUAAAAAUGUAUCUUCUAUUUGAACAAUAGAAAGAAUGUCUUUAUAAAAUCAAUUGGUCCUAGAAUAAAUUUGGAUGAUGAACAACCAAACAUUUUUACUACUUCUCUUCAAUCCGCUGACGUUAGUCGGCAGGUGCAAGAAAAGGUUGUAGGGUUCACUUUAUAAUACUGUACUAUUAUUACAAUAAUCGUCGUAACUUUGGCGAUCUAGAAUGUAACAUCUACAGAAGACUUUCCUUCCGGUUAGUUUCCUGGUGUAUUUGUUACUAAAAGAUGAGCAAUGCAUGAUACCUUAUUUGCGAUUCACAAAUCACAAAAACCCUAAAUAUCCGUGUUAUACAUAGCUAUAGUUAAUAUAUAGUAAUAUAUAAUAUAUAGUAAAUAGAUUUAUAGUAGAUAUUUCCCAUUUACUAACGUACAAUUUUAUACUAAAAGAAUAGGAUAACAGAAGUUGGUUUUUCAUUUGCUUUACGUAACUUACUCAAAUAUGAGUAUUCUAAAUACUGCGAAAGUGUCACUAACGCAGCAUGUCUAGCGUAGUUUUAUGUGAGGAUUUUUAUUUAUCGUAUUCUGAUAUAAAACUGUUGAUAAAACUGGCAUAUGAGAGUUACUACUGUUAAUACCCCCCUUUUUAUUGCCUUGACUUUGAAUUUUAUUGUUUAAUUUAUAAUUACUACUAAGCUGGAAAGUUGUUAAUUCGUUUUACUGGCAUCAACACUGACCUUGCUAUAAUCGGUAAAAUUUUAUACAAUGUUGGUCUUUGCAGGCGGCUUAACUAGUUCAGCAAAAAUCUGCAAUGUAUGAAUUUUUUCACUACGUCUGUAUAGUCUACUCCCAUGUAAAUUAGAACUAAAUUACAGAAAAUGAAAAUAUUCUUGGUAGUUUGAACCAAGUUUUAUUGCUUUUGUGCGAAUACUGAUUUCGUCAAAUUUGUUUUUUUCCCUAUUUUUAUAUUAGGUAAAUAAAAUAUGAAAAAAAAAACCGGUGAGAAAUAAAAAGGGGGUAUCAAAAUUAUGAAAUAAUAAAAUUCAUGAAUGCUAUCUUCCUAACCGUAAAAAAUGUGGUGAUGAUCUAACGGGACUAAUAUAUAUAUAUAUAUAUAUUAUUUACUAUUGUUUCAAAUGACGAAAUCACAGACUGUAUCUUGGAUCAGCAUAAAAGAAAAUUCAGAUUGGCAUGUGAUUUAUAAUGUUUUAGAGGAGAUCAUAGUGAGUUAUUUACGAAAAGAUCUUCUCAAAAGAUCUUCUUUUUAUGUUAGGUAUUAUAUAUACAUUUAAGUAGUAAACUUUUUAAGUAAUGUUGUCGAAAAUGAUAUACAGUGAGGUUAGUUUAGAGAAAAGGAAAAUAAUUAUAUAAUUAAAAGGCACAAAAAUACGUUCAAUAGUGAUAUUUUUAGUUUUUUUUUUAUUGACGAUGUGUGGAAGCAAAAUGCUUUCCAUUAAAGAAAAUACCAAGCCUAAAAGAAAUUCAGCUUAUAUCUUGAAAAUAUUACUCUCCCUAUUUGUUUGACUGCGUGAUGAAUCAUGUAGUUUAGCCUGAUUGUACAAUAAGUUUUUAGACGCAACUUCAGCUUGCACACAAUACUUUCCCUGUGUUUUGUGCUUGACUGCACAGUGAAACAUGUAGCAUAGCCUGACUAUAAGAACACAAAGUUUUUACAGGCAACUUUAACUUGUGCACAUUACUCUCCCCGUGUGUAUGAUUGCUCGAUGAACCAUAUAGUGCACCCCGAUUAUAUAAUAACGCAGAGAUUUUACACGCAACCCCAGCUUGUGCACGUUAUUCUUUCUAGAUUAGUUUUACAGAUGUAAUCUCUCAUAUGAAAUGUUCAAUUUUUUGCAUGUUUAGAGUGAAAUCAUUUAUAUAUAUUUAAUUUUUAUUCGUUUUUAAGCUCAUGCAACAAGUUUUUUUUCCUUCAGUACUUAUGACUGGAACGAACUUUGUUGUUUGAGUUAUUACUAUAUUACGCUAAAUUGAUUGUAAUAGGUAUAUUUUGUUCUGCAAAAAAUACCCUAUGGCGUCACCAAAAUAACUAUUAUCACAGUGGCUAUUUCGCUUGCCUGUUUUCUAAUUUGUAUAAUUUCGUUACAACACAGAAAAUAUGGUUUUACGAAACACCGUGAUAGCAAGAGGUUAAGUAUGAACCAAGGCUGUUUCGUUUAUAUCAAGAUAUGUAAGGAUAAAUUAUGUCACCAUUUGCAAAAUGUACCAAAUCUAGGAAUAAAGGUCGAAAGGCCAAUUCAAAGAGUUUUGAAAAAUAAUAUUGACUGUUUUCAAGUGCAAUGAAAGUUCGAAAAAUAAUCUAGGAAUAAAGGUAAAUAAUAUUUGGUGGAAAUGUAGAAAAUAGGUGUAUAAAUAUAAAUGUAUUUUUAAGCGAAUGAAGCUCACGAGAGUUGGAUAAGUUGAUUUCUAUUUUGUAGCCUAAUGUAUUAUUUGAUAUGAAAAUAAAGAUUGUUGAUAUUUAA